Messenger RNA from Talpa occidentalis (Iberian mole), 2629 nucleotides. It is a transcript of the gene RAB3IL1, whose product is annotated as RAB3A interacting protein like 1. Gene Ontology annotation, molecular function: guanyl-nucleotide exchange factor activity. The transcript has 10 exons. Bases 508 to 1674 code for a protein of 388 amino acids. Gene Ontology annotation, biological process: exocytosis. Lineage: Eukaryota; Metazoa; Chordata; Mammalia; Eulipotyphla; Talpidae. Gene Ontology annotation, cellular component: Golgi to plasma membrane transport vesicle. The record is from RefSeq and is a predicted model, not a curated record.
UCUCAGCCGGGCAGGAGGGCUUGGCCAGCGACAGCGGGCAGGGGCCCUGGGGUGGGCCAGCCAGGCCUGGAUGCUGCUUCCAGGCUCUACAUAGGGCACCUGCCAGCCCAUACCCCUCUCCUGGGCCAGUCACAGAAGAAACAGGGCAGCAGUCAAUAAAGAAAAGGAGGGGACUUGGCCCAGCUGGACCAGGAAGGGAGGGGAACCUUGAGCCUGGAGCCUGAACACAAGACACACCCCAACACCCCCACCCUGGAGGGCAGUACAGACGCAACACGCAAAGAGAUGAACACAUACCUUCUGGCUCCUGCAGAAGGAUAAGACUGGGAAGACCAGGAGAGGCAGAGGAGGCUGGGAUGCCCAGGGCUCCAGCUUCACCCAGCCCAGUCCUGCCAGUGACAACAGAAUAGCAUGCACCGGGCCAGAACCAGCCCAGCUGGAGACAGAGGCAAGAGGAUUCACGACCAUCUGGGGUAGAGCACGGGGCUCCCCACGCUCCCUGUCCCCAUGGACGCUGCCCAUCUGAGGCCAGGCAGCCAGCCCCAACCAGAUGAGGGCCAUCUGCCGCCCCUCAAGGCUGUCCCCGUCCCCUGGAAGAGUGUGGGUCCCGGUAAAAACCUCAGGGAGACCCCGGGAAGCCUGGCGGAGACGUCUGUUGGGGAGGAGGCCCAAGGUGAGGAGGGCCCUGCAGCCACCCAGCUGAAUGUGUCGCGCCUGCGCAGCUCUUCCAUGGAGAUCCGAGAGAAGGGCUCCGAGUUCCUGAAGGAGGAGCUGCACAGAGCCCAGAAGGAGCUGAAGCUGAAGGACGAGGAGUGCGAGCGGCUGUCCAAGGUGCGGGAGCAGCUGGAGCGGGAGCUGGAGGAGCUGACGGCCAGCCUGUUCGAGGAAGCCCAUAAGAUGGUACGAGAAGCCAACGUGAAGCAGGCGGCGUCAGAAAAGCAGCUGAAGGAGGCUCGGGGCAAGAUCGACAUGCUGCAGGCAGAGGUGACAGCCUUGAAGACACUGGUCAUCACAUCCACACCAGCCUCCCCCAACCGCGAGCUGCACCCCCAGCUGCUGAGCCCCACCAAGGCCGUGCCACGCAAGGGCCACUCUCGCCAUAAGAGCACCAGCAGCGCCCUCUGCCCUGCUGUGUGCCCUGCCGCGGGGCACCUCCUCACCCCGGACAAGGAGGGCAAAGAGGUAGACACCACCCUGUUUGCAGAAUUCCAGGCCUGGCGGGAAUCGCCCACCCUGGACAAGAGCUCCCCUUUCCUGGGACGGGUGUACCGGGAGGACGUGGGGCCCUGCCUGGACUUCACUAUGCAGGAGCUCUCGGCGCUGGUCCGGGCGGCCGUGGAGGACAACACGCUCACCAUCGAGCCCGUGGCCUCGCAUACACUGCCCGCGGUGAAGGUGCCCGCAGUCAAGUGUGGCAGCACCAAUACCUGUGCCCUGAGUGGGCUGGCCCGCUCCUGCCGCCACCGCAUCCGGCUGGGAGACUCCGAGAGCCACUACUACAUCUCGCCGUCCUCCCGGGCCAGGAUCACCGCCGUGUGCAACUUCUUUACCUACAUCCGCUACAUACAGCAAGGCCUGGUGCGGCAGGACGCGGAGCCAAUGUUCUGGGAGAUCACCAGGCUGAGGAAGGAGAUGUCGCUGGCCAAACUCGGCUACUUCCCCCAGGAGGUCUAGGGCAUGGCCCAGGCCUGGCUGGGGCUCUGAGCCGGAGCCAACACCUGCCCAGGACGGACAGACAGAAAGAAGAUGGGGUCAUGGAGCCAGCCUGGGGCUUGAAGCUGGACAGCUGGCUUGGCCAGGGAGCAGCACUGAGCCGUACCCCAGCGUCCAUCCCAGGAUGAACAGGACCUCAUGAGGUGACUCUUCCCCUGUGGUACUACAGGCCACCGGGAGACUUCCAGGAAGCACCAAAGACCAAGGAACUUGGAGCCGCACUCAGGGGCUCAGCCCUUGGGAGGGGACCCCUGAGGCAGCCAGUAUCCCUCCCCUGUCCUGGAGCUGCUGCCUGCAGGUGCCUUGUUGUUGUGGGUCCUCAGAAAGGGACUGUUCUUGGUGGCCAGAUCCCCAGGGUAUCCCCCACCCCAGUUUCCAAGCCCUGAGCCAUCAGCACCCCCUUGUGGCCAUUCUACAUCCUGUUCCCAGAUGACCUCCCCAUUGGGCAGCAGGGCUAGGAGGGGCUGGCAGGCCUCCAGGGCUGUCGUCCACGCCAACCUCUGUCUGCUUAGAACCACCCAGAACAUUCUUAAGAUGGAUCAGGGUCUCUCCUCCCUUCCUCCCCUGUCUGAGCCCAUGCUCCUGGAGGCCCUACCUCCACCACCUCUGGAAGGAUUAGGACACUUUUCUCCCACAUUAAAACCUGAUGGGGCCUCUGGAUGCCUGUUCUCAGCCUGUUCUCAGACCAUUCAGACAUCGGGGGCUCUGGUUGCCAAGCCUCAGACACAGAACCCGGGUGGGCCAGGCAGGACCUGGACCCCUCCUCACCCCUCACACUCACUCGGGACUGGGGUCCAGCCUGGACACAUCCCUCACCACGUCUGAGUUCCUCCUUUGAAUGGAAUGUAACGCGAUCUCUAUUUAAUAAAGGCAGACUUUGCUGGUAGGCUGGGCAUCCACGCGCCUUCACUUCUGC